Messenger RNA from Trichoderma virens Gv29-8, 1485 nucleotides. RefSeq lists its product as uncharacterized. Gene Ontology annotation, molecular function: lipid binding. Gene Ontology annotation, cellular component: plasma membrane; eisosome filament. NCBI's taxonomy places the organism in Eukaryota, Fungi, Ascomycota, Sordariomycetes, Hypocreales, Hypocreaceae. The transcript is spliced from 5 exons. Gene Ontology annotation, biological process: eisosome assembly; negative regulation of protein kinase activity; endocytosis. The record is from RefSeq and is a predicted model, not a curated record. Bases 146 to 1216 code for a protein of 356 amino acids.
CCCGUAUUGAUACUCCCUACAAACACCAUUUGCUGAUCGUUUUCUGUGCGCCCAAUCCCUAUCGCGGCGCCGUCGUCUAUCUUCUCCAUCUUCACGCAUUAUCCAUUGUCAAUCGUAUCAAUUAGCGCCCAGCCACACCGCCAAAAUGCACCGAACAUAUUCUAUGCGCCAGUCCCGCGCGCCCACGGCGUCGCAGCUCCAGAGUCCGCCCCCUCCGCCGUCGUCCACCAAGUCUGGCCGCUUCUUCGGAAAGGGAAGCUUGGGCCACGCUCUUCGUCGCAAUGCCGGUGGCGCCUUCGGGCCAGAUCUAGCCAAGAAAUUGUCCCAGCUUGUCAAGAUGGAGAAGAACGUUAUGCGAAGUAUGGAGCUUGUCGCCAAGGAGCGCAUGGAAGUGGCCCAACAAUUGUCCCUUUGGGGCGAAGCCACCGACGAAGAUGUCUCUGACGUCACCGACAAGAUUGGCGUUUUGCUCUACGAAAUCGGCGAGCUCGAAGACCAGUACGUUGACCGAUACGAUCAAUACCGCAUUACCAUGAAGAGCAUCCGCAACAUUGAGGCAUCAGUCCAGCCUAGCCGAGACCGCAAGCAAAAAAUUACUGAUCAAAUCGCCCAAUUAAAGUACAAAGAACCAAACUCCCCAAAGAUUGUAGUGCUGGAGCAGGAGUUGGUUCGCGCCGAGGCUGAAUCGCUCGUGGCAGAGGCUCAACUCUCCAAUAUCACUCGCGAGAAGGUCAAGGCUGCUUAUGUCUACCAGUUCGACGCCCUGCGGGAGCAUUGCGAGAAAGUUGCCAUUAUUGCUGGCUACGGAAAACAUCUACUCGACCUCAUCGACGACGCUCCCGUGACUCCCGGCGAGACCCGAGCUGCGUAUGAUGGCUAUGAGGCUAGCAAGGCCAUCAUCCAGGAUUGUGAAGAUGCUCUCACUAACUGGGUCACUUCCAAUGCUGCCGUGAGCUCCAAGCUUUCUACUCGAUCUCGGAACCUUUCUCAGCGACGGCGCAACACCAUCCGAGCUAGGGAAGAGGGCCAUGACUUGUCCCAUCAAGACGUGCCGUUGAACGAUAACGGCUCUUGGGUUCAACAACAAGAGACCAGACUGGACAGCGACGCAGAAGAGGAAGAAGAGGAAGAGGAUCAUCCUCACUCUGUCUUGGGUAGCGACGGAGGGAUGAACGGCGAGGCACGAGGUCGAACUCAAGAAAUUCUCGCGGCUUAAAAGGUCACCUUAUCGUCCAUGUGAACACAAAGAAAAAGAAAAUGGGGAAAUGAAAAGGGAUUCCAGUCUUGGAAAGCAAAGGCUAAUUGCCGAUGGUGUCGAUUUGAAUGCCGCCGACCUGGCGGGGGAGUUUUGGACAAGGCUGGAACAAUCACUGGUUGGGUCAAUCUGCUUAAUUCGCUUUCGAAUAGUCUUUCGGCGCGUGACUAUUCAUUAAUACCUUGUAUGAGUUACAUAGUUUUUAUAUCAAAUAAAAUAACUCCAAUACC